Molecule: messenger RNA, 2954 nt
Organism: Lycium barbarum (goji berry)
Lineage: Eukaryota; Viridiplantae; Streptophyta; Magnoliopsida; Solanales; Solanaceae
Product: mRNA export factor GLE1
Exons: 15
Coding region: 400-2064 (554 amino acids)
Biological process (GO): regulation of translational initiation; regulation of translational termination; poly(A)+ mRNA export from nucleus
Cellular component (GO): nuclear pore cytoplasmic filaments; cytoplasm; nuclear pore
Molecular function (GO): phospholipid binding; translation initiation factor binding; inositol hexakisphosphate binding
Source: RefSeq, a predicted model, not a curated record
GACGAAAACUAAAGACGAGGGACCGUUGUGUAAGAUGGAUGGAUUGGGGGUGAUCAAAUAGUGUAAAACCUUAAUACCCGAUUUCCUGUUGCCCGUUACACAAACUCAUCAUCACUUUCACCUUAGAGACCUUUCUCCCGCCCUUCAUCACAAAUUCAAUUUCUCAAAAUUCAUACUUCACCCUUAUUAUUUAUUCAACAUUCUCUUUAUCCAAUUCAUAAUAAAUACCUUAUUUGAUUUAUAUAGCAAUUGUUUCAAGAAACCGAGGCUGCAAAUUGAAUCAUCAAGAAAACUUCAAGGUUGAAGCUUUGCAGUAAUUAAUUAUAUUAUAUCUCAAGAUUGUGAAGCCAGCCAGCAUUGGGAACAAAUACUUUAUUUCUUAAAGCAGGAAAAAUAAUCAUGGGUGCUGUUAAACUGCAACUUCCAUUGCCGAAAAGUGUUGAUGGAGUGACCCUGGAUCCAAAUCCUGAUUGGAGCUUUGAUGCUUUAUUGGUCGAGCUCAACUCGAUAGAGAAGAAGCUCAAUGCAUCAUCAAAAUUUCCAAUACCUUUUACCAAAACAGAAUUUCGACAACUCUCGGCUUCAAAGGAUAAUUCUCGGAGAGGCUUUGUUAUGCAAGUGUCUGAUGAUGGUGUGGAGGAUAUGGACGGAGAUACUGAGCAUGAAGUUGGUGAUCAUUUUCUUACGGGAGGAAAACGUUUUGCCUGUGAUGAAAUCUAUCUGAGUGAUAGCGACCAAUCUGAAGAGGGCCUGCACAUUGAUCUUCAACGUGAUCUAAUGGAUAAAGUGGGAUUGGUGGAAAGUGGUUUAUCUGAGUUAGCUAAUGAGCAUCAGCGUACUAUUGCGGAGGAAAUGAGAGAUCAAUUAUCAGCACUUGAAGCUGAGUUGAUGGAUGAAAGUGAGAAGCUUGCCUCCACACUAGAACGAGUUGAGAGAAAUACUGAAGCUCAAAGGGAAAUGAACCGAAAAUUUGACAUGCAGUACCAGCGUAAAAUCGCAGAAGCACUUGAUGAUCUUCUAACUGCCGUACAAAGGGAUCACGAACACAAAUCCCAAAUUGAAGAGAGGAAGAUAAGAGAUGAUGCAGCUCGUGAAGAGGCCAAAAGGAAAGAAAAAGCUCUUCAAGAAGAAAAAGCCCGGCAAGAAAGGAUCAGAGCAGAAGCCAAGGUGCAGGCUAGGCUGGAAGCUGAAAGAGUUGAAAAGGAAAAAGCCGCAGCACAGGAAGCUGAGAGGAAAGCAGCCAAAGAAUCUGCAGCUGCGGUGGAGAAGAAGACAUCUGAGUCAUUGGCGACUGCUCCUUCGGAGGGUAGCAAGAUUUCAAGGGAUUCUAGUCAGCCUGUGAGACCCAUGUCUGAUGGGCAGAGACAUUCAGCAGGAAAUACAAUCAGGGUGACAGAAAAUGCUCAAAAGCUAGAGGAGAAAAGAUUAAGCAUUUACAAUGAAAUAGCUGCACAGAAUGAAGCACUGGGGUUGAGUUCAAACAAGGCUUACCGAAAAUAUGAAAUGGAAAUAUCCAGACGAAUCAGAACUAUCACUGGUUCAAAAGAAAAUGUCAGAGUGAAAGCAGAUGAAUUACUUAAGUUAAUUAGUGGAUCAACAUGUCCACAAUCCAUCAGCAUUGCAAUGUUCGCGCAGCAGGUGGUGUCCCUGUGUGUGAACCUUACAGGAAGCUUUAACAGUAAAGUCUAUGCUUAUGGCCGUGUAUUUGUCCAUGUUACAUCAAAGGUCCCUCGUGCCAUGGAUAUUCUCAUAGCUGAGUUGAACAAAGUUUGCAUUUACACAGUUCCUAAGUACAUUAUUUACUCAGAGGCAGCAUUCCAGACUAAAGAGGCUUAUGACAAAGCUAUUGGCUAUGCAGAGGAAGAUGGGAAGAUAGAAAAUACUGAUAGUUAUGUGAAUCGCUUAAGUGCAUACAUGAAAUUAUAUGGUGCUCUUGUUCAGGGAAAGGGACAUAGAGUUGAGCAUGACGAAUAUAAGUUGGGAACUUUUGUAUGCAUGAAUGGUGUAUCCUACUGGUUGAUAUUGAUUGUGAUUUGUGACGGUGUGCAACAAAAAAAGCCCUAAGGGCUAAAGAUCUUUGGUAGGAGAAAAUGCAAAAUAAUGACUUCGAAGGGACUCAAAAGGUUGCCCUGAAAGCUGAAGGACUUUCCCCUCAAUUAUAGAGCAUAUCCCAUUCCCAACUACUUCAUGUCUCUAAUGUUCACUGUUUAGAUCAGAGCAGUAGAGUUGGGUUAGAAAAGGAUUGCUAUGGAUCCCUCAGGUUGACAAAGUGACUAUCAAGCUCCAAUAUUGGAGAUUGUGCUUGUGCUUCAUCCAAACAAGAGAGAGUUUCCAGUUGCAGAAGCAGCUUUCUGUUAGUUGGAGAAGUGCCUAUGGUGCUCUCGAUCCAAUAAGGGGCUUUGUAUGAUAGAGUGCAAAAUAUAUCCGGGGUUAUAGCAGCAAAGCCACUAUCUCCUCAGGUCAAUUGAAUCCUCCAGUUAGACGAAAACAAUAUUCCAAAUGGUCAUACUCAACCAACUUCAUCAGCGGAGCAGGAAACAUUCUGGACAAGAUGUCCUUUUUGCUAUAUGUACCAAUACUACAGGUUAUGAACCGAGAUGUACGCUGCCAGAAAUUAUCAAAGCCAUUUGAUUGUGCUUACCCAAACUAAUAUCUGUUAUUCCGUGUAUAGGACUUCUGUUACGGGAGUUCUUGGUGCAGCGCGGAGCUCCUUUCGCCUGAGGUUUGAUUGGAAAUGACAUCCCAAACUAGUAUCCUUUAGUUGAAUAUGACAUCCCAUUAAACUUAUUUGGUGAUUGGACUAAAACUGCUCAUUUUGUUUAAUUGGAGGUCGGAUGUGCUCAGGCCAAUAGUCUAGGACAUAUAUGAUAUAUCACAAUAUUUCAGGGACCAAAAUUGCUUUUUCCCCUUACUCCUUUCAUAUAGUAACUGAUUUAGUAGUAAACCGCAUUUUA